AUCCGUGAACGUGUACGCUCCUCGAUUCAUCGCAAAAUUUGUUUCAGCGCCCACUCGAACGAGAGGCUCUUCCUCAGAGACUUCGUCAACUGCGCUGCCGGCUCAAGUGGCGGUCGCCUGGCGCAGUGGCUGCAGCCGGGCAGCAGGGCGGAUCCGUCAAAGUCGCAGGUGCUCUACGCCCGAGAAGACCUCAGAUGCGGCUGGCCGGCUAUCAUCACCGUGCUCACGAGGGACCAGUACGGAGACAUGGUCCACGUGCCGAACAUGAAGAUCGACGUCAAGGCCGUGCCGUUCGACAAGAAGGACAUCGGCGACACCGGCAGGAAGAUGCGCAGGGUGAGUCAGCCGGACUUGCUGACGUUCGGCGGGUUACCACCACCGCCCCUGCACCACCCCUACGAGCCGACCGUCAAAGAAAAGAUGUGUUUUCAUUCGAUUACGGUGAUGAAGCCCUUCCAAAAUUACUCUUUCGAAGAACUUCGGUAUUCGUCCCCUCCCGUGAAGAGGUCUGGCGAAAAUAUGCUAGUUCGAUCCAACUCAGAUGGUUCUUACAGUGCCACUUGGACUCCAGCUUCAAUUGGUUGCUACUCCAUAAUGGUUAAUAUAGACGGCUACGAUAUGGAGGAGAUUUUCAAAGUCGAAGUGAAGGAACCCCCUCAAGGUAUGACGCCACCCAAUCAAAAUAUCGCCAAGAAAUCCGAGCACCAACCUAGUAAGUUACGGAAAUUCGUAGCGAAGAACUCAGCAGGUCUUAGGGUCAGGGCUCACCCUUCGUUGCAGAGCGAGCAAAUUGGAGUUGUACACGUUAAUGGCACCAUAGCUUUCAUCGACGAGAUACAUAAUGACGAUGGGGUUUGGCUGAGGCUAUCCGCGGAUACCAUCAAACAGUAUUGCAGCAUAAGUGUAAUAGAAGCUUGGUGUUUACAGUACAACCAACAUUUAGGCAAAACCCUUCUCCUGCCAGUGGAGGAACCUAAGACUAUCCUAGAUCAAGUCAUUAAUGAUACCAUUAUGCGGAAGCUGCCUGAAAUUCAAGAAAGAAACAAAUCCUCAACGUCCAGCAUAAACUACCAGGUAAUCAAAUGCGGAGCCUCUGGCCACAAUGUCCGAAGCAGGCCGAGUUUCAAAGCGCCCCCUGUGGGGAUGCUGGUCUUGGGUAACAGAAUAGGCGUCACGGAGUACACCGUGAAUUCAGACGGAUGCUGGGUCAUGCUGGACACGGCGACCAAAGACAAAUACUGCUUCAAUUCCGAUUCGGAGGCAUGGUCGCUGGCAAUCGGCCACAACAACGUCCUGUAUCUUGGCAACGUCAACGAAAGCGACGCUUGUCCGAAACUGUCCAGCGACGCAGAGGCUUCCAGGAAGCAGAAGAGAGGGUUCAACUUUUCCCUCAAGACAAACGAGGCGAAUUUUUCGUUUUCCGCUCAAAAUACGGCAGAUAAAGAAGAGGUUUUGUCGACGAAUCCAUUUAUUUUCGGAGAGAGUGCGCAGCCCGAGCUCGUGAGAACGCCGAAGAAGGAGAAAAAGGAAGGAAAGCUCAGCAGUCUCCCGAAGUGGUUCAAGGGAGAGGACACAAAGAAAAAUUUAUCUCCCAAGAUCAUGAGUAGGAGCUCAAGUCCAGUUGGUGUCCCAUACAGAACGGGUGUCCAGCAAGAUAGCACCAGUAGCAGCGCCCAAGUGUUCGGAUCUCCAAAGAGCAUGGCGGUCUCGCCGUUAGUGUGCGGAACUGGAUUCGAAUCAUCGGCUGCAAGAAGAGGGUCGAAUCAGUCGGACACUAGCGCGUUGGUAAGUAGCCUUACACGAGACACAUCACAGUCACCCAGCCAAGCCACCCAACCGAGAGAAACUUCACCUUGCCCUAGCAGUAGUUCCUUCCACACGAGAUCAGACUGUAGCCCACUUCAUAGGCAAUAUUCCAAGGAUUCCACUGAUUCGGAACAGAGUUCAAAAAAACUCACUCAAACCGGCACUCAGACCUCUCCAGAAAACAGCAACAAUGUACCGAUAAAAACCAACUUCUCUAUAGGGGCGAUGGGAAAAGAGGAAAAAGUCUCCCCGAAGAUGGCACGUAAGGAUCGAAAUAUCGCUAAGAUUAGACCGAAGAGGGCCAUUUCUCCCGCAAAUUUGCAGCAGUUACCGGCCAGUACGAAAAUCAGUUACGGUUCCGAGACCGUCAAGGAGGCCAUGAGCCCAUCGGUAGCCGAAUCUCUUCGGGCUGUGUUUGCAGCCUUCUUAUGGCAUGAAGGUAUCGUCCACGACGCAAUGGCGUGUGCAUCGUUUUUGAAAUUUCAUCCAACACUUCCUAAGCAAGGCGCCCCCGUCGUCACCCGUCAUCAAGAACCGCUUUUGGACAAGCGACACAGAGAGCUGAGUAAAGAAGAAAAAGCGCGGCAGCGACACUCAGUCGAGGUGAGCAACGCGGGGACUUACUUGCAUAUUCAGCCCUCCACCUUGGAAUCGCUUACUAGAUCUGCCGCUAACGCCAGUGCCAACAGAAACCGGAGGAAAAUGAACGAGGGCGUUAUAAAAGAAGAAGGAGAAAAGUUUUGUUCAACAGAUAGUUACGGAUAUCAAACGAUAUCGGUGCUACCGCCAGCAUUGAAAUCUCUAGUAUAUUUGUGGGAAGAGUUGACAGCGAACUGCUUGCAAGCUGUUUCUCAGCAAAUGACUGCAAACAGUCCAGUUCAUGCUAAAACCAAGAAAAGUGACAAGAACGAUAGUAGAGAAAAAAACACUCACCUCGAGAGGGAAAGUAGGAAAUGCAGAAAGAAAAAAAAUCCUCCUAGAAAUUACUUGGAGGAUUUAGGCAGUUUGCCCAAUUGCCUACAGUCCUCUGGUGUAGACACUCUCUGCGAACUAUGCGGCGACAAUUUUCCUCACCCAGUAACCUAUCACAUGCACCAAUCUCAUCCAGGCUGCGGCCAACAUGCCGGAGGUAAGGGGUAUAAUUCCGGAGGAAGCUAUUGUCUAGGAUGGGCCGGAAAUUGCGGAGAUGGUGGAACCCCUGGCAGUUCUUGGUAUUUGCUCUGUGAAAAUUGUCGUGAGAAGUACUUGAAAUCUAGUAAAGGCGGAAAACCGUCGAACAUUCGACACAAGACGGCUGUCAGCAGAAGACUCGCAACCGUGAAUACGUUAUCGUCACCAUCUGCGGGACUAGAACCUCACGUGAUAAUGAAGAAUAACGCGAUGUUCUUGUUGGAUCUAGCCAGCUCUGCCGAACCUACUAUAUCUCACCAGAGGACAUCAUCAGCCAGCAUAAUGCCGUCGGUUUCCGAAAACAUAUCCCCUCCCGAUUGCAUCAGCCCAUUCGGACCUCCUCCUUCUUUUCAGUGCCUGCAGUCUCUGGGGGCUAAUCAGGCUAUAGAUGAGCCUACAAGGAAACUUGGUAUCAAUAGGAAAGCAAUGUGUAGAGUCUAUGCAAUGCAAGCUCUGAACUGGUUGCUGAGGUCCGUUACACAGCCUAUUUGCUUGCACGACUUGUUGUGGUGGUUUGUUACGUCUUUAACACCAAUAGAAAUGGAGAAUGAACCAGAGGAAGACAACAGAUUACCAAAGAGAGACGAUGAACUGGAUUUGAACGUUUGCGAACAUCCCCUCUCCGACAUCACAAUAGCCGGAGAAGCCGUCCACCCUCUGCCAAGCACCUUUCACUCUCUCCUCCAAACCAUCGCCGACCUGAUGGUCCUCCUGCCCAUGGGCUCGGCCCUCCAACAGAUCGCCAUCCGUUGCUGGGGUAUACGUUUCACCUCGUCCGAUCACUCGUUCUUGCACCGGUCGCAAGUCUUCAGCAACAUCAGCAAAAUCCUGUCGAGGAGCGAGGAAAUGGAGGAUUUCACCGUUUCGAUGCACGAGAGCGCUCUGAAUCAGAUCACCGCCACCGUCGAAUGCCUGAAGGACUUGACUUCGACACUCGAAAUCAAAGCUUCGAGUCGUCAGGCUAUGGUAGGGAGCUUGACGGACAAUUCGACCGAAACUUUCUGGGAAUCCGGCGACGAGGAUAGGAAUAAGACGAAGAGCGUGACGAUGAUUUGUCCGCAAGGGCAUCAUCCUGUUUUGAUUUGUAUACACAUCGAUAAUUGCAGAGAUCUAGGGGUGAGAGAUGAUAACGAUAGAUAUACAAAAACGAAGCUUUAUCCAACCACAACGGUUGUCAGACUUGAACUCAAAGGACCAGAUAACUCGGUGCGUGUGAGACAAAUACGAGUACUGGGGAACAUAGAAGGGGAAUCCCUCAGAGUGGGAAAACAGUUCACCGCCAGUACACUCCAGCAGAAAUACUGCGAAGCGGAAACUCUGAGGGUGUUCAGACUCAUUACGUCACAGGUUUUCGGGAAACUGCUGCAAGGCGAAGAAGGGCAAAAUGCAAACGGCGCGGACACUCAUAGUGGAUCUGCCUCGAUGAGCGAUAGCCUGAACCCAAAUGAGGAAAGCAAUGAUUUGAGGGAGCAUGUUGUUGGUAUUCUGUUUAGUAGGAGUAAGCUGACGCAUUUGCAGAAACAGGUUAUUGUCCACAUAGUCCAAGCGAUAAGGAGAGAGACCGAGAGGGUGCACGUUGAAUGGGAAUCAAACCUUUGCAUUUCAUCAGUAUUCUCGAACCACAGCCAGGACGGAGUCAAAUACUCGGAUACUUACUGUUUCGAAAUGUUAUCCAUGGUCCUAGCCCUCUCAGGCAGUUCGGUCGGACGAGCAUAUCUGUCGCAACAAUGUGCACUUAUUGGAGACAUUUUGACAUUAUUACACACAGGGACUGCCAGAGUACAGAGGCAGGUGACGUCGCUGUUGAGAAGGAUAUUGCCGGAAAUAACCCCAGAGGCCUUUGGAAGGGUCAUAGGCGUUAAGAAACUACCUGCCAGAGAUUUCAGUAUCGUGUCAGCUGCCAACAAAGAUGCAACAUCGGGAAAUUUCGACGUUAAUCAACUCGGAAUUCUGGACGUCUUCCUCAGCGUGAUAGCAAAGUCGUUAACGUUACAAGUAAAAGUUAGAGGUAAAUCGGGCAAUGGGAGUAUGCCAAAAGAAAUGAAUACUGUCACACUAGCCACAUCGAUACAGCCGGAAGACGUACUAGGAGCAAGGUGGUGGCUCAGAGGCUCGGCCAGCAAAAAGCUCGCUGAGGUCAUUGUCAAUCUGAUAAAAGAUAUGGCAGCUGUGAGUGCGAUAGCAGAAAACAUACUACACCUGACCUAUCUUUCUGAAGAUCUGAGAUUACCAACGAACUGUCUGAGAACUCCGACGUUGUGGCUUGCUUUGGCUUCACUGUGUGUCUUGGAUGAGGAUCAUGUCGAAAGACUGUCGUCAGGUCAAUGGAGCCAACCAGAGGGUCAGCCAAUGCCCCCGAGACCAACGUGUGGUAACCAUGAUGACGGAGAAACUGUCGCUGUUGUGCAGUGCAGUCACUGUGGAAACUUGUGCGCUGAUUGUGAUAGGUACCUCCACUUGCAUAGAAAAACGAGGAAUCAUCAGAGACAGGUUUGUAAAGAGGAAGAAGAAGCCAUCAAAGUAGAGUUGCACGAAGGUUGCGGCAGAACGAAACUAUUCUGGCUACUGGCUCUCGCGGACCCGAGGACUUUGAAAGCUCUGAUAGAAUUUAGAGAAGGCGGCACACGCACCAAAUGUGUUGGUAUGAGCGGCAUCUGCAGAUUCUGCGGUACCACCGGUAAUUCCGGGUUGUUGGCUAUCGGAAAUAUUUGUGCAGAUCACGAAUGCCAGUGUGUUCACAUUAUAGGUUGUUCAGGCGAUACUACUCUCAGACAAGAUUCAGAUGACAUGUGCAUGAUUUGCUUUACAGAAGCCCUUUCUUGUGCGCCUGCGAUUCAGCUGGGAUGCGGGCAUGUUUUUCAUUUGCACUGCUGUAAAGCAGUGUUGAUGAAGCGUUGGGCAGGACCGAGAAUCACUUUUUCUUUCAUACAGUGCCCAAUUUGCAAGGAGGAAAUCAAACACGAAACGUUGACUGAUAUAUUAUCACCUGUCCAAGAACUGUACAAAGAUGUGAGACGGAAAGCUUUGAUGAGGUUAGAAUAUGAAGGCCUCCAUACUGCUGAAGCUGUAAUGAUACAAGGAGCACGAUUUUUCAAUGAUCCAGGAUCAUAUGCGAUGGACAGAUAUGCGUAUUAUGUUUGUUACAAGUGCAAAAAGGCAUAUUAUGGUGGUGAAGCAAGAUGCGAUGUGGAAAUGGGCGAAAAUUAUGAUCCGAAAGAGUUGGUUUGUGGAGCUUGUUCAGACGUCGCUAGAGCUCAGAUGUGCCCCAAACACGGUACCGACUUCCUGGAAUAUAAAUGUCGAUAUUGCUGUUCCGUCGCUGUUUUCUUUUGUUUUGGAACAACUCACUUCUGUAACCCUUGCCACGACGAUUUCCAAAGGGUCACCAACCUACCCAAAAACGAGCUUCCUUCUUGCCCAGCAGGUCCAAGAGCCAAACAGCUAGAAGGCGAUGAGUGUCCCCUACAUGUUAAGCAUCCUCCAACUGGUGAGGAAUUUGCUUUGGGCUGUGGAGUAUGCAGAAAUGCUCAUACUUUUUAAUAGUUUCCUAUUUUAUUUCAAUAGACUGCAAUAUAUGCGAAUUCAUUUAUAACUUUGCACUAUAUUGAUACAAUAUUAAAUUUAUGUAUCUAUAUAUUUGAAGUAAAUAAGUUUCUCAAUA
Leptinotarsa decemlineata (Colorado potato beetle) is the source of this 6637-nucleotide messenger RNA. It is a transcript of the gene hiw, whose product is annotated as MYC binding protein highwire. Lineage: Eukaryota; Metazoa; Arthropoda; Insecta; Coleoptera; Chrysomelidae. Gene Ontology annotation, molecular function: ubiquitin protein ligase activity. Gene Ontology annotation, cellular component: plasma membrane; nucleus. Gene Ontology annotation, biological process: axon guidance; regulation of synaptic assembly at neuromuscular junction. The record is from RefSeq and is a predicted model, not a curated record.